UGUAGUGCGUGUAGGGUAUCAUGAAAAGCUAAUCGAAACGAAAUCAACUGAAACAUAAUGUUUUCGUUCUGUCACUUUCCUUUAAUCAUGUUCAUUUAAUUGCAAUUUAAUUCUUUCUAUGGGACUUUUGUUUUCUAUAUUAUAUAUAUCCACAAAUAUAAAAUACGAACGGAAUAUGACUGUUACCAACAAGACUUAAGACAGUGGAACAUCGUUACCGAAAAAAUAAAUCGCAAAAUGUUUCAAAUGGCGCUAAAAGAAUUAAAGUUAUACCACAUCAGUAGAAAUAUGAUGUAUCCAAGGAGCCCCUUCAUUCAGCCGUUCAAAGUUGGAACUGCAAAUGUGGCAACACAGGAAGGACCGCCACAAGAAUUUUCUGAACCACAGAUUCCUCCAUACAGGGAAAGGACCGAUGAACCACUUCAAUUAAAGAGAGCUCGCCUUCUCUACCAGUCCCGCAAGAGAGGCAUGCUUGAAAAUGAUUUGUUGCUAGCAAGUUUUGCAGCCAAGUACCUUCAAAGCAUGACGGCAGAACAAGUUAAACUGUAUGAUCGUCUUAUCAAUUUACCAUCGAAUGACUGGGACAUUUUCCAUUGGGCUACAGGAGUUAAACCUACACCAGCUGAGUUUGACAAUGAAAUUAUGCACUUAUUGAAGGAGCAUGUUCAAAACAAGGAUCGAGAGUGUCGAGUUCUACAACCGAAUUUGUAUACUUGAGAUCCCUUCAAGUGAUUCAUUAAAGAAAAGUCACAUGCUAGGAAAGCGACUUAGAAAAAUGACACACCAUAACUGAAUAGUGUAGGAAAACCAGAUGUUAUAUCAUGAAUUAUUCAUGAUUUUAAUCCUAUGUUUAGUUAUUAUAACAGUUGAAGAAAGUAGAUUUCAACUGCAGUGCAUUACCUACAUGUUGUUGAAAGACACUGGCAGUAAUUUAUUUUUGGUACAGUAUGAUGGGUCUUCUAAUCUCAUUAAUGUAUUUAUAAAAUUCCCAAAGCCAUUGAGACUAAUGUGUGCUCGGGUAGAAAUGAAAAAAGUUUUGUCUUAUUUUUAUAACUGCAGGGUUGUUCAUAUAUGAAAAUAAAAUAUUACCCCUUGGA
Cryptotermes secundus is the source of this 1097-nucleotide messenger RNA. RefSeq names its product succinate dehydrogenase assembly factor 2, mitochondrial. The transcript has 3 exons. NCBI's taxonomy places the organism in Eukaryota, Metazoa, Arthropoda, Insecta, Blattodea, Kalotermitidae. Gene Ontology annotation, cellular component: mitochondrion. Gene Ontology annotation, biological process: tricarboxylic acid cycle; protein-FAD linkage; mitochondrial respiratory chain complex II assembly. Bases 238 to 717 code for a protein of 159 amino acids. The record is from RefSeq and is a predicted model, not a curated record.